AUGACAGCGACCACGACACAUAAUUCCACCACCGAUGGGGGAAUGAUCAAUGAGACAUCCGCCACUCCUGCAAACCACACGACCAGCAGUUUUACAACUUCACCACCAACCACCACAGAGCACAUCACAGCCUCAGUAGCUACUGCAACUAUAGAAAAUGCCAUAACAGAAACAACUAUGAAAGUCAACAGCAUUGUUACUGAGAACAGUUACUUCACAACCGGCAGCCCAACUGACUCUCCAUCAGCUCCAACCAGUGGUACAAAACUGUCCACUGCAAGCUCAGAGACAAGCCAACCCAACAACACUAGUGAGACUACAAAUACGACAAACACGAUCACAAACAACAACACUACAAUCACACCGAUCACACACGCCAGCAACGACUUUACAAUCACACCGAUCACACACGCCAGCAAUGCCACAACUACAAUCACACCGAUCACACACACCAGCAACGACACUACAAUCACACCGAUCACACACACCAGCAACGACACUACAAUCACACCGAUCACACACACCAGCAACGACUUUACAAUCACACCAAUCACACACACUAGCAACGACACUACAAUCACACCGAUCACACACACCAGCAACGACUUUACAAUCACACCGAUCACACACACCAGCAACGACACUACAAUCACACCGAUCACACACACCAGCAACGACACUACAAUCACACCGAUCACACACACCAGCAACGACUUUACAAUCACACCAAUCACACACACUAGCAAUGACACUACAAUCACACCGAUCACACACACCAGCAAUGACACUACAAUCACACCGAUCACACACGCCAGCAAUGCCACAACUACAAUCACACCGAUCACACACACCAGCAACGACCCUACAAUCACACCGAUCACACACACCAGCAACGACUUUACAAUCACACCAAUCACACACACUAGCAAUGACACUACAAUCACACCGAUCACACACACCAGCAACGACUUUACAAUCACACCGAUCACACACACCAGCAACGACACUACAAUCACACUGAUCACACACACCAGCAAUGACACUACAAUCACACCGAUCACACACACCAGCAAUGCCACAACUACAAUCACACCGAUCACACACACCAGCAACGACACUACAAUCACACCGAUCACACACACCAGCAACGACACUACAAUCACACCGAUCACACACACCAGCAACGACACUACAAUCACACCGAUCACACACACCAGCAACGACUUUACAAUCACACCGAUCACACACACCAGCAAUGACACUACAAUCACACCGAUCACACACGCCAGCAACGCCACAACUACAAUCACACCAAUCACACACACCAGCAACAACUUUACAAUCACACCGACCACACAAACCAGCAAUGGCACAGCAAACUCCCACAUCCACCACCACACCCUUGUCCUCGACUGUCACCACAAACACAACACUCACAGCUGGACCCCAUCCUCUUCACCUACCUCCAUCUCCACUUCCAGCUCUCUCCCAGCAACUUCCACUUCCACUUCCUCAGGCAGUAGCACCACACCCCCCACUGGAAAUACCACCACCCUUAGUCCCUCAACAACAACCUCAGGAGUUUUUAAUGUUAUAGUGACCGGCCACACUGCAGAAACCACGACUUUGACUCAUUCCACUACACCAGCUAGUGGCAAUGCAACAGCCUCAACCACCACCACCACCAUCAGCACUGGUACCACCAUUGUCACCACCCUUCGACCAACAAACGUCACCACCAACAGCUCCACCACAGCAGCCCCGCCCACCCCUACCCAAGUGUGUCCUUCUGUCCCGUGUCCACUUGAAAGCAUCUGUCUUAAUGGUACUUGCCAGUGUCUCUCUGGUAACUUCCUGCUGAAUGGCCGCUGUGCACCCGCCCAAGUGUUCCCAGGCCAGCUUCAUCUCACCUCCUUAACAUUUGAAAAUGAAAUGAGCAACAGAUCCUCGACAAUAUUCCAGAUGACGGCGGCUAAGAUCUCAGCAGCGCUCAGAGAUGCUCUCAAAAAUCAGCCAGGGUAUAUACAGUCUGAUGUUGUGCAACUUGAGCCAGGAAGUGUGCAAGCAACUGUAAAUAACAUCUUUCAAAACACCACCGCCACUCAAGAGUCUGUUGAUCAGUCCAUUAAAAAGGCUAUAGCCAACUCAAAUGGAUUGCUGACUAAUGGUACAUUUACAGGUACAAACCUGUGUGAGCAGGAGCCUUUACCUUGUGAUGUCUCCACUACAACGUGCAGAAAUACAAAAGGCCGGGCUGUUUGUUCCUGUAAAGAGGGUUACAUCUCCAUCAUGUACUCAAACACCAGCUGCAGAGCGUGUCCAAGUGGGCAGAAGGCAGUGGGAGACAUGUGCCAACAAUGUGCAUUUGGAUAUGCUGGCUUCAACUGCAAUGACUCGGCUCUGCUGGCAGUGGUGGUCAUCUCCUGUGUACUGGGAGGAGUCCUUCUCAUCCUUGUCCUGGCUUUGCUCAUAUACUGCUGCUGGAGGGGAUGCUCAAAGAGCAAGCCAGACUACAGUAGCAGUCCAUACUCAUCAGGUGACAUAAACCAGCCCUGGCCCCCUGGCAUCACCCCCAUCCCCCGUGCCACCACCAACUGGGAUGCAGCUCCUCCCAUGGAGAUGACAGAAGGGGGCAGCACUCGUGGCCUGGUGGACAAAAAGCAUCAAACCAAUGGAUUGGGGUUUCACCUGAAGCCAAAAGGAUGGAAAAAGUCGGGAUCAUACGAUCUCAACCCAGAUGGAAUGAAGACCUUCAAAGGUAAAAACCCAUCCCGGUACUCCUAUCUGGUUCAAGGCCACGAGAACCCCUACUUCUUACCAGGAGACGGGAAGAAAAACUGAAAAACAUCAGGCCAGCUGUGGAUGAAAUCCAUGUAGAAAUGAGGAACAAAAAGAAGUCACUGCUUUGAAACUCGAUGUCUACAGGCACAUUUCCUGAGCAGGACCAGAUUAUUUAAAUAUUUUCAAACUUGCCUGGAUUACUGACAAAUCACAACGGACAUUUCUUACCUGGGAAACAGCCACCAAAGAGAUUCAUUCAUACGAGCAAGAACAUUUGAACAAUUUCUUAGUGAGGUUGUGUGCACCCUGUCUGUGCCGAUUAUAACCAGUAGAUGUCGCUGUUGCUCAAUAUAUAUCCACUACUGUUUUAUAAAAGGUAGAUUUGACUUUUUUAUGCUUUAAACAAAUCAUUCUGUAGUCUAAAAUUAUGCUUCUUACAUUGCUAAUUGCACUAAAGUGUGUUCAGUUUACCAUCAGUUUACCUCUAAAAUCAAAGGUAAAUUGAAUGUUGGUGUUUUGGGGCUAUUAGAUAUUUUCUUAUGGGUGUGAUUAUUUUUUAGAAAAAUAAAUCUUGUAUGACUAAAAGGGCUGGAUCCCUGGUUUGGGGUAUUUUUAAAGGGAUUUAUAUUGAAGCUGAGUACUCUAUUUGUUGAAGCUGCACUUGCUAAAUGUGCCUGUUUAAAUGGUCUGUUUGACAAAUAGGAAACAUGCAAAGCUGAUGAUAAAGCCUGUCUCCUGGAUGUGCCAAUUAUCACUUGUAUACAGUUUUGAAAACUCUUAUAUAUAUUUAUCCAUGUGUGUCUGAGACAGUGCACUAUUUUAUAAGUGUGUAAAGGUUUUGUAAAUAAUUGAAGAUCUUUUGCCAGAGAAUGUGUGUGUGGAUGCACUGGAAAUAAAUUAAUUUAAACACAA
Messenger RNA from Siniperca chuatsi (mandarin fish), 3693 nucleotides. RefSeq lists its product as uncharacterized. Lineage: Eukaryota; Metazoa; Chordata; Actinopteri; Centrarchiformes; Sinipercidae. Gene Ontology annotation, biological process: cell-cell junction assembly. The coding region runs from base 1 to 2841 and encodes 946 amino acids. The record is from RefSeq and is a predicted model, not a curated record. The transcript has 14 exons.